This is a messenger RNA of Necator americanus (New World hookworm), 345 nucleotides long. RefSeq lists its product as uncharacterized. The record is from RefSeq and is a predicted model, not a curated record. The transcript has a single exon. Bases 1 to 345 code for a protein of 114 amino acids. NCBI's taxonomy places the organism in Eukaryota, Metazoa, Nematoda, Chromadorea, Rhabditida, Ancylostomatidae.
AUGACAGCAAUGGUGAAAGCGCAGUUUAUGUUGGAUGGAUUUUGCUGCGCAAACGACCGAGUUUGCAAAACUAAGCUCGCCACGGCAGGAACGCUUAGCACGGGGGAUUUAUCUACCAAGCUCUCCAGCAAACGCUCUGCCUCAGUACCCUGCAUGCCGAGCACUGCCGUCUCUGACGUGGAGCAGUUUGGUCCAACAUCAGAGCCGUUCUGUAAUCAUCCCGAUAUCUCAUCGGUGAGAGGCGAGAAAUCUCAGCUUAAAUGCAGGAGGGUUUUGAUUUUGGACCAAGGCGAAAACGAGAAUCUCGCUAACGAAACUGUCUUAGGGUUCACAUUUGCAGCGUGA